AUGCCCCUGGUCACUCAAAAGAUCUGGAGGACAUUCUGGAAGAAAACUAUCUUUUCAUCAAGGUGCAGUAUCUGCCAGCAAACACCACUGCCAUCCUUCAGCCAAUGGAUCAGCAAGUCAUUGCCAACUUCAAAAAAACUGAACACCAGAGCUCUCUUCAUGAAGGUGUUUGAAGAAUGUCAGCUUUGUGGAGACAUGACCGUCCAAAAGUUCUGGGAAGAGAAGUUUGAUGUUCUUGUGGCAAUCAGACUCAUCCAGAAGGCCUGGGGAGAAGUCAUGCAGAAGACCCGCAAUUCAGCCUGGAAGAGGCUUGUUCUUGAAUGGACCCAAGAAGAACCAGCUGAAGAUACAGAAGUGGUGCAGGAGAUCAUCUUGACAGCCCAAGAGUUGGAUUGGAGGUGGAGGAUGUGGAGGAGCUCAUUGAAGAAUACCAAGAAGAGCUCCAAGAACUUCUACCCCAGGAACAUGAUGAAACUCAAAGGGAAGCUUCAUCUGAUGAUGAGGAGGAGCAAUCCAAUCAACCAAUUUCAACUGCUUCCAUCAAGGACUUCCUUGUCAAAUGGGGAAUGGUUGGAGAUUGUGCCUAAAGUUUUAACAACUUUAACUUCUCGAAAUAUUGUAUCUCAAAAUAAUAUAGAUAUGACUGGUACAGAAUACAGAUCUCAUUUAAUAAAAUGCCUCUGUUUAAACAAAUGGGAACCAGAAUGUGCAGUCCAAGUGGCUUCAACAUUUAGGGAAGUAGCUUUAUCAAAUGAGGAGUUGCAAUGGCUAAUUGAAAAAUUACUGAAAGUAUUACAGGAAGUUGAAAUGCAAGAAAUUCCUACUUUAGUAUAUCAGUUACUUUUGUUAUCUAGUAAGGGAUUUCGAAAACAGUUGUUGGAGAAAAUAUUAUUUUAUUUUAAAAAUCAAGCUGAUAUUUUAAAGAAACAGAAGUUAAACAGAGAUAGAAAUAAGGAGAAUGAGUCCAUGCACAGCAAUGACACAAUUAAACAUAUUGAAGGAACUGUUAUAUUACAUAUCACAUUUGCUGCCAAGCAGGAUCAAGAAAUUGGUAAAGAAUUUGUGAAAUUAUUAAAGAAUAGUCAACAUCAACCAGAACAUUUGCUUUCUUCAUUUUGCAUUGCACUUGCUCUUUCAAUUGCAAAAAUGCAACGUUUUGAAGAACAAAUAAUAGAUGUCUUGAAACAUAUUAUAAUUUAUUACUUUCAAGAAAAUGAAAAGAAAACUCAUUCAUAUUGGAUGAGAGAAAUGUUAUCAGCAAAUUAUAAUUUGUCAGCUCUAAUUUUAGAAACAAUUAAAACCAGUAAAUUUGGUUGGGAUUAUGUCACGCAAAGUUUAGUUAAACUUGGAUUUACACUUAUGGAUUCAUUUGGUCCAAAAGGAACAUUUGGUAAAAUACCCGAUAUAGGUGUAUUUCAUACUGCAUAUACUCCAAAUGAAAAUGCAUGUUCUUUAGGAGCUGAGAUAUUGCAAGAAACAUUUAAGAUUCAUGAAACUGUUAGAGAAGAAAUUCUUCAGCAAAUUUUAAAUCGUGUAAUAACCAAAACUUCAAGACCAGUUUUUCAUUAUAUUGAUGUUAUAGCUAAAACCAUAAAGGCAGCCCCUCAACAACUAUUAGAUAUUUUAAGAAAAUUUCGGGAGAUUUUAGAUUAUGUACCAUUCCUUCCUUAUCCUUCAGCAAUUACAUUUUUAAGAGCAUUAACUCCAUUAUUAAAAAUCAGUUCUCCUUUGAAAGAUGCUCUGAUGGUUGUUUUGCGAAAAGCAUUGUUUCAUAGAGAAAUAGAUGCUCGUAAAGUUGCUAUAAGUGGUUUUUUAAUAGUUUUAAGGAAUUUCAAAUUACUUGAAGGAUCGGGAAUUCAAAACUCCUACAGUCAAUCUUCUAUAUCUCUUAGUCAAGCAGUUUUAACCAUGGAAAGAGAUAGGUGA
Messenger RNA from Centruroides sculpturatus (bark scorpion), 1926 nucleotides. RefSeq names its product Fanconi anemia group I protein-like. The coding region runs from base 1 to 1926 and encodes 641 amino acids. The transcript has 13 exons. Gene Ontology annotation, molecular function: DNA polymerase binding. The record is from RefSeq and is a predicted model, not a curated record. Lineage: Eukaryota; Metazoa; Arthropoda; Arachnida; Scorpiones; Buthidae. Gene Ontology annotation, biological process: DNA repair.